This is a messenger RNA of Melanotaenia boesemani (Boeseman's rainbowfish), 2102 nucleotides long. RefSeq names its product dynactin 2 (p50) (gene dctn2). The transcript has 15 exons. Gene Ontology annotation, biological process: mitotic spindle organization. Bases 169 to 1389 code for a protein of 406 amino acids. Gene Ontology annotation, cellular component: dynactin complex; centrosome; cytoplasm. The record is from RefSeq and is a predicted model, not a curated record. Lineage: Eukaryota; Metazoa; Chordata; Actinopteri; Atheriniformes; Melanotaeniidae.
AACGAUUGACCACAUCAGCCUGCAAAGCUCCGCCGGCUGAGACUGCUGGCUCAUCCGUUGUUAGCUUUUUUCUCAGUGGGAUACGGUGCAUCAAUAAUUACAACGUUUUAAGGACUGUUAUUAUAUUCUGUUGUGUUUUGCUGCUCACGUUUCUGCUCCUCGUUGACAAUGGCUGAUCCUAAAUACGCAAACUUACCAGGAAUUGCUUUUAACGAACCGGACGUGUACGAGACCGGUGACCUCCCAGAAGAUGACCAGGCUCAGUUUGAGUCGGAGCUGGAGGAGCUUUGCAGUGACAGUGUGGAGAGAAUUGUGGUCAACCCAAAUGCGGCUUAUGACAAGUUUAAAGACAAGCAUGUCAGCACCAAGGGACUUGACUUUUCAGACAGAAUCAGUAAAAGCAGAAGAGUGGGCUACGAGUCGGGAGAGUUUGAAAUUCUCGGAGAGGGCUGUGGAGUAAAGGAGACUCCCCAGCAGAAGUAUCAGCGCCUGGUGAAUGAGAUCCAGGAACUCACUCAGGAAGUGGAUGCCAUCCAGGCUGCAGCAAAGGACAGUAAUGCAGAGGAGCGCCUCACCCCAGUUGUACUCGCUCAGCAGGCAGCACAGCUCAAACAGCAGCUGGUGUCUGCUCAUCUUGACUCACUGCUGGGACCACAGGCACACAUCAAUCUGGCUGAUCCAGAUGGAGCCCUUGCCAGGCGUCUGCUCACCCAGCUGGAGGCAGCUAAGGGCAGCCGUGGCAGCACAGCAGGAGACAGCAAACCGACUGCUUCAGCAAAGGGCCCAGAUGGAGUUGUACUGUAUGAGUUGCAUAGCAGACCAGAGCAAGAAAGAUUCAAUGAAUCUGCCAAGAUGGCAGAAUUGGAGAAGCGUCUAGCUGAGUUGGAGAUGGCUGUUGGCUCAGGAUCAGACAAACCGGGACCUCUGAAUGCUGGUGUACAAGGAGCCAGUUUGAUGGACACCAUCGAGCUCCUGCAGGCACGGGUCAGUGCCCUGGACUCUGCUACUCUCGAUCAAGUGGAGGCAAGACUGCAGAGUGUUCUUGGAAAGAUGAAUGAGAUUGCUAAACAUAAGGCAGCGAUUGAAGAUGCUGAAACACAAAACAAGGUGUCGCAGCUCUACGAUGUGGUGCAGAAGUGGGAUGCCAUGUCCACUUCUAUACCUCAGGUGGUGCAGAGGCUUGUCGCUGUGAAGGAGCUGCAUGAGCAAGCCAUGCAGUUUGGCCAGCUGCUGACUCAUCUGGACACCACUCAGCAGAUGAUCAACAACUCUCUGAAAGACAAUAACACUCUUCUAACACAGGUCCAGCAGACGAUGAAGGAAAAUUUGGUGGCUAUUGAAGAGAACUUUGCCACACUUGAUCAGAGGAUGAAGAAGCUCUCCAAAUAAAUGGUGGCAGAGUUUGGAUCAGUCCACAUGAGCAUAGAACAUGGACAAUUAAGAGAUGGCUAGAGCACAGAUGGGAGGGUUUGGGGUUAAUGCUGUCUUUCCCUGCCAUCCCUCUCUUGCUCUCGACUUCUGCGUCAGCUUUUUUUCACUAAGUGGAAUGUUAGAAAGUUGACUAAAUGGAAUAACAGAAAGGAGACCAAUUUUUCUUCGCUCGUCCACCUUUAUUUCCUUCACCUUGCAUUAAAGUGACAUUUGCUGAAAACAUCUUUGUCCACUCCAUCGACUGAUGGCAGUCCCCCGUUAAACAUACUGAGACUGAAAUGUUUUUAUGAUUAUUGAUAUAAUAGUCUCUUUCAUUCCUUAUUAAGAAUCACAACAAUUGCUGAAUUUAUACUCUAAAGUGGUCAAAUGGAUCAAAGUAAUGUUGGGUUGCAUAAUGACAGAAAAAGUUAUUUAUUAAAAAAGAAAAAAAAAAGAUGUUUCCCUUUAUUGGUGUAGCAGGAGCAAAUUAGUGCAGAAGUCAAGGUCAUGUCUUAGAAGGAAAGCUUGUAAAUAUGCCUGUGUAUCUUACUGUUUGUUCACACUCAGUCAUUUGUAACUAUAUGACUGAGACCAGACGCCACAGACAAACUUUUAAUCUGCUUUGUCAUUGCCUACAACUAUACUGUUCAUUUGUGGUCACUGAAGCUGAUCAAUAAAUUAAAAUAUAAUAA